Molecule: messenger RNA, 3646 nt
Organism: Micropterus salmoides (largemouth bass)
Lineage: Eukaryota; Metazoa; Chordata; Actinopteri; Centrarchiformes; Centrarchidae
Gene: rnf130
Product: ring finger protein 130
Exons: 9
Coding region: 280-1542 (420 amino acids)
Source: RefSeq, a predicted model, not a curated record
ACGUGGCUCCACGCCUGCGCAGUGCGCCCAAAACUGACGAGAGACGGGGCUCGAUCCUCCGCACCGUUCAACAACCACCGGGAAUAAAACGGGAAAAACACCGAACGACAGCCGCAUCCAUCGCCCGUAAACCCGCCGAGCUCCGCCAGACAUUCAGCGGGAUAAACAGCGGGGGAGAAGGCGGGAGGAGAGCGGAGGCAGGCGGGGGUCGGUAGACCGGGAGCCUGCGUGUCUGUCCGCCUGCAGACGUUUGGAUGUAACGAGGACCGAAAGGACGACAUGACGUCCCCAAGGUGGACCCGUCCCCCUGUCCCGUCGGUCCUGGUCCAGGUCCUGGUCCUGGUCCUGUCCAGCUCAGUGUUGGCAGCCCGCUCUGACAGAAACAUGGUGUCUGAGGAGUAUGUCGGUGCCACGGUGAACGCCACGGUGCUGGACGUGCGAGGAAACGCCAUCCACCUGAUGAGCAGCGACGACGGGAAGUACGGACAGAACUCGCCAAAGAUCGACACCAGGGGCGUCGUCAUCGCACCUGCACCGCAUCACGGAGUGGUGGACCGGCAGGGCUGCGACCCCGCCACUCGUUUCCUGGUUCCUCCGCGGAGCGGCCACUGGGUGGCGCUGCUGCAGAGAGGAAACUGCACCUUCAAAGAGAAGAUCCUGAAGGCGGCCGCCUACAACGCCACGGCCGUCCUCAUCUACAACAACUCCACCGACAAGACGGUCAAGAUGGGACACGAAGGUACCGGUGACACAGUGGCGGUGAUGAUCACGGAGGCUUAUGGGAAGGAGAUCCUGGCUCACUUGGAGAGGAACCUGACAGUCCUGGUCUCUGUGGUGGUGGGUCAACGUGGUUCCACCAAAAACAUCAACCGAGGCUCUCUGGUCUUCGUCUCCAUCUCUUUCAUCGUCCUCAUGAUCAUCUCGUCGGCCUGGCUCAUCUUCUACUUCAUCCAGAAGAUCCGCUACACCAGCGCCCGUGAUCGCAGCCAGCGUCGUCUUGGUGAUGCAGCGAAGAAAGCAAUCGGCAAGUUGACCACGAGGACCGUGAAGAAAGGAGACAAGGAAACUGACCCAGAUUUUAACCACUGUGCAGUGUGCAUUGAGGCCUACCAGCUGAACGAUGUGGUUCGCAUUCUACCCUGCAAACAUGUCUUCCAUAAAGUGUGUGUGGACCCCUGGCUCAAUGAACACUGCACAUGUCCCAUGUGUAAACUCAACAUCCUCAAAGCUCUUGGCAUCAUGACCAGUCUUCCCUGUGUGGACAGCGUGGUGCUGGAUGUGGAGCGUCUGGGCAUCAGUCAGGCGUCCAGUAGCCAAAGGGCGCCACUAGGUGAUGGGAACCAGCCGUCCAUCAGCCUGGAGCCACUCAGCUCCCCCCACUCGGAGGCCACGCCCAGAACUCCUGCUGACAUCACCAUCGCCGUGACCAGUGGCGGUCACUUCUUCAACAGGAACUCAAUGUCUCCUCGCAGCAUCGUCUGUGACACGGAGCUGCCAGACAUCCAGGCCUCCCUCAACCUCUACGACGAUAACAAGUCCUGAGGCCUGUCGUCAUGGAUUCAUCCCCCCACCUCCACCUGCUGAUGGAGGACCAACCUUUUAUGGACGCUGAAAGUGUUUCUGUUGAGAGGGUUGUCUGAUAAAGAAGACCUGGAUGAACUUUUAAACAUCAUUUAUUCCAUCAGACAGUACUGGUCUAGAUCCCGGUCUCAAGUUUGGACUUUCAUGUUUUAUAUUUAUUUUCCCCAGAAGAAGAAACUGGAAAAAAAUUGUUAAAAAUACGUUAUAAAACAAAAAAGUCAGAGAACCAAACUCCACAUCCACCUCCAACCCAGGAACCAGAACCUGAACUAGUUCUUCUGGUAGAACUGGAGAUAAUGUUGUUGAGGUUCUAGAAAAGUGUUGGAGUCCCUGAAAGUGCUCUUGUGUUCCUGGAAAAGGGUUCUUGAGUUCCGGGAUAGUUCCUAAAUUCCUUAAAUGGUUCUUGGAAAGGUCCUGAGUCCUUAAAAAUGAUCCUGGAUUUCUGGAAAGGUUUCUGGAAAGGUUCCAGGGCUCCUUUGGAGAAUCCUGGAACAGUUCCUAACAAGGUCCUUGGAAAAUGGUUCCUGUGUUCCUCUAAAAGGAUUCCUAUUGGGGUUCCAUUGUUCUGAAAAUGCUCCUGAGUGCCUACAAAAGAAUUUCCAGACUCCUGGAAAAACACCUGAUGUCCUGAAGAGUUUCUUGGUUUACUGGGAAGCUUUGUGAAUUGAGGUGUUCCUGAAUUCUUCAGUGGUUUUCUGAACAGGUUCCCAGGCUUCACAAAAAGGUUCUCUGAAAGUUGUUUGGAUUCUAGCAAGACCCUGGAAGCAUUUCUGAGGUGUUCAAAAGAUUUGUGGGUUCUCAAAAACUUUUCUAGUUGCUAUGAAGGUUCCUGAAAAGGCUUCCUGUAUUCCUGGAACGAAGAUCCAAAACAUUGUACCAGAGAACAUCUUACCUGAACCUAAAUGGACCUGAAAGCAUCAGGGCCAGAACCUAAAUAGACCUGAAUGGGUCAGGACCAGAACCAGAACUAACCCGGAAAACAAAAGUUGUAACCAGCCCUGUCAUUGGUUGACUGAAGAUGACAUCAUUAACAGAUUCUUUUGUGCUCUUUUCUUUUGUGAUUCUGUCUUAAGACCUAAACCUGGAUCAGAAUUCCUUAACUGUAGAUAUAGACCAGGCUGGUUCUUUUUGUUCAACAUGAGACUGGAACCAGGACCAGAGGAAGACCUGGUCCUCUAUAGAGACUUUGAGGAAACGGUCUUGAACUUUAACAGUGUUAACUUUACUGUAGCAAAAACACGUUUCUCUGUAGAACAAAGGUAAAUUAGAUUUAUAUGAACAGUCCAGCAUCUCAGUAAACCUCCUUCUUCAGGGAGGAGUUCUUCAGGGAACCGUCCUGGGUCCUCUGCUCUUCUUUGUAAACAUCAUAGAGAUUUAAAGGGACUCUCCAUCUUGUAUAAAACAUUCUUGUUCUCUUCUCCACAGUCAGACAAGAAGACGAGUAGCGCAGAGGGAAACUGUUAGCGUAGCUCCAGCAACCUCCAGUCUGUCAGCUAACUGGCCAAUCAGUGCAUCGUGUAGUCAGCUGGUUUAGAUGAUGUAGAGUCAACACAUCUGGGGUCUUCAGGUCUGUGAGCCAAUGAGGAGAGAAACGUUCUGUACUGCCACAAACUGUAAAGCAGAACAACAAGUAGGUUCACUGUCAUUGUGUUUCACCCCUUUCUGUUCAAAAGUUUCCUCCAGACGGAGCUUCGGAAACAGAAACUCGUCCAGAUACGCCCGACCUGCUGCUGUGAGAACACAAGCUCAUUGGCUGAUGGAGAUAAACAGCUGGUGGAGUCGCUGCCAGUAAACCACCAAAGCAGAAGAAGAGGACGCAGUGAGGCAACGUAAUUAAAGAGCUGCAGUCAAAGCUCAAACAUGACGACAGUGUUAGUGUUGUGUUCAUGUGAGGAAGGUCGCAGCCUCUUCAUCGUCACUGCUUCGUGUACGGCAGCGUUUCUUCAUCACGUCCGUUUCUGUUCGUCUACAAACUGGUUUCAUGCCUCAGACAGAAACAGGAAACUCUUUUAACUGAGAUUUAUUUCUGUAGAGACCGGAAUAAAAACGGGAGUAUGGAAACGCA